GCAUUCCAUACCCGGAAGCUGGCCGGUAGGAGGUACGCAUGCGCACCUGCGCAGUUGCCGAGAGACUGGAACACAAGGGAGCAAGACUUCGGUGGAUGGGAGAGGCGCGCGGAGGCUGGCAAGAGGGCUGCAAGUGGAGUAUUAAUACCAAUCAUGGGUGAUGAAGAAGAUGACUACAUGUCGGAUUCCUUUAUUAAUGUUAAUCAGGACAUCAGACCAGGCAUGCCAAUGCUGAGGCGUACAAAGGAAGUGUUUAAGAAAGAAGAAAAGCAAAAGGAAGCUAACGAGAGAAGUCGGCAAAAGAGUAUAAAAGAGCAGGAGAAAGAACAACGUGAUACUGUUUUAAACAUUGCUUUGGGAAACGAGAAUAAAGGCUUUGCUAUGCUUCAGAAGAUGGGUUAUAAAAGUGGUCAACCUCUUGGCAAAAGUGGAAAGGGGAUUGUCGAGCCUAUUCCUCUGAACAUUACCACAGGCAGAAGUGGGCUUGGCCAUGAAGAAGUGAAGAAACGGAAAGCUGAAGAAAACUUGGAAAACUACAGGAGAAAAAUGCAUAUGAGGAAACAAGCGGAAGAACAGACGGCUGACCUCUUCAAAUUGAGAUUGAAGACCAAACAGGAGCAACUGCAAGUAAAACGAGACCUUGUGAAAAGUCAGAAAGCCUGUCAGCAACUAGAUAUGCAGAAAGGCCUUGAAUCCCCCAAAGAGAUGUGGUUCUGGUUAAGGGUGGAGGAGGAAAAAGAAGAUGACGUGAAUGCAGAGGACGAGGAGGAGGAAGAAAAAGAGGAAGAUGAGUUUGACGAAUCAGAAAAGUUAAUCAUGUUGACAGCAUAUCUAAGGGAAGAACACCUCUACUGCAUUUGGUGUGGAACAACCUAUGAUGAUAAAGAAGAUUUAUCCUCAAACUGUCCUGGAGACACUUUUGCAGACCAUGAAUAACUUUCCUAAAGCAAGAACAGUAAAUGCUGCAAGAACAAUCCAGCAUAAAGAUAUCGAUCAGUUCAGAAGACCACAUAUAUUUUUGUAGGGGAAAGGUUUUUGAAAUGUAUUUAUGUAUAUAUUGUAGCACUGGAAUUGUGCUGAAGUCCUGUUCAUUUGGAAGUAUGGAUAUAAAGGUGCUCCUUCCCAAAGCUGUACACUAAGAAAAUCUUCUAGGAGCUGCAUAAUCGGUUGACUCUGAGCUGUGAACUUUAGGUACUCUUCUUUUUUAAAAACAAAGCUCAUUUGUUAUUUUUGUGAAAAAUGCAGCAAACAGGAUUGGGUCGAUCCUCCUUUACACCCCAAUCAAUUAUGGAAGAAGUGGAAUACUGAUCUAGUGCAGAAAAUAGAACAGGAGGGCUGGAAAGGUCCAAAAUGUGUAUAUAUAGAGGCCAAAAAUAAGAUCAGGACAUUUGGUUAAAAUACUACAUGUACUAACUUAGGAGUAAGUCCUGUUGACCUUCAUUGUAAAUAUUCUAAAUAUGCCUUUUACUGUUGACCAAACUGCUAAGUUUUGUAAUUUUUGGUGUUUUAUACCAAAGGUCUUUCAAUCCACUUUCCUAAUGUCAGCAAAGGCUUAAAACAGCAAAUGUUGGAACUGUUCAGUAGCUUUGAGUUUCUGUAUCACUAUUUACAGCUGAAUACAUUUGUUGUGUGUGUAUGUCUAAACAAAUUUAUAUCUUCUUUUUUUACUAAUCUGCAAAUUGGCUCAAAUGUAUAAAAAAUACACUAGGCAUACUGAGAACUCCAUACAGUACUGAAAACAAAAAUAACUAUGGUACCUGCACUGAAACAGGAGGUGGUAACUAAUGUUAUUGUAGUCCAUCUGAUGUUGACUCUGCCAGCCUCCCUUUCUCUUCUGAGUUGGUUCUUUGGUUAAAAGGUUUUUUUAAAUGCCUUUCUGGCUAAAUUAGUUGGUGGGCUCGAGUAGUUUCUGUUUAAGGUUAAUCCACUUUACUGCCCAUGGAAAAUGGCAAGAUCAAGCCAACAUUAAGGUAAAGUGUGAACCAGACAGCUAGCUUUACAUGGAAGUAACCUCUAAUGGACUCAGUAGCCCUUACACCCGAGUAAAAGUGUUGUCUUUUUCAGUGGGGAAGUUUCAAGUAGAUGAAACGCUCAAUGGCUUGUCAAAGUGUUCAGGUUUGGCUAGAUUGUGCCUCAAGUUAUCAGGAGCAAGAAUUUGUGACAGUACUAAUGAAAGCAGAAGGGUGGCACGUAAUACUAGUGUGCAUUAAAAAGGAAAUAACACAUCUCCUUACAGUUUGAUUCCUUUCCUUUAUAUACAAUGUGAUUCACUGUACCUUCCUCGAUAAUCUAAAAGUGGGCCACCUGCCAGACUCUAUAUAGAACACAAUUAUUUGCAUUAAGCAGUCACGGUGUAGCACCCAUUGCUGGCUGCAUUUGGCAUCUUCAUUACUAAUUGUGCACAGGGAUAGAUUUUUACCAAGAUUUGCACCCGAGAGGUGUCUCGGUUCAAGUGCAUGGCCAAGAUGCGCUUUAAGGUAAUCAUUGCUGUCGAUGUUUCCUGCAUACAGACAUGCCUCUUCCUUUGUAUGCCAUGUAGCUUCUAAAAGAAAUGAACAAUGUGGGGAUUUUAAAUGCACGUCAUUUAUUAGGAAAGAAAGCAGCUAUAGAACAGUAACAUAAGCUGUGCAUGCACAAUAAAAACAUUACAAUUUCCCAAGAUAUGGGAAAUACAUGCUUCGGUUGAAAAAUUAUAUUGUAAAAUGUGCUUCUCAAUACUGUACCAGUGAUUUAAAAACAAAUUUAAUAUUCACUACAAAGUUCCAUGAAAGAAUUCAAGUUAAAGACUUAGAAUAGAUUACCGGUAGGUUUCAUUUAGAAUCCAGUAUAAAUAUUCUCCUCUAGUGUUGGAUGAUGGCACCAAAAAGCAGUUCCCUGUGAACUAGGUGCAAUGGAAUUACUCAGGAGUAAGUUGACACAGCUGCAGCUUUAUGGUAUAAAAAACUCAUCAAAUCCUAGCUGUUAAAAACAUCCCUUUGCAAUGAAUUGUUCACAGCACAAGCUGCACAGAUUUCACCAUUCAAGUUAUUUUCACAUGGCUUGUAAAAUCCAAAUCAAGAGAGACUAUGAAAGCUUUGGACUGUUGUCUGGAUGCACUGGUGGACUGGAUGAGGUCAAUAAAGUGUACAUGAACCCUGGCAAGACCGGGGCUCUUUGGAUGGGUGAUUCCCAUGUUUGGAAAGUCACUAGUUUUAGAUGGGGUUGCACUCCCUGUGAAGGAGUAUGCAUGUAGCUUGGGGAUACUCCUGGAUACAUCUUUGUCACCCAAGAUUCAAGCAUACUUUGUGGCUAGGAGUGCCUUUUACCAGCUUCGUGUGCUUCACAACCUAUGGCUAUUCCUAUACAGAGAUAGCCUGACUACUGUAGCUCAUGUGUUGGUAACCUCAAGGCUGGAUUACUGUAAUGCUGCUCUUUGUGGGGCUGCCCUUGGGUUUGGUUCAGAAGCUCCUGCUGGGGCUCUGCUUGAGAGCACACAACACAGCAUCGUUCAACAACUGUACUGGCUUCUCAUUACUGCUCAGGAUUCUUGUGUGUGUUUACAAAAUCCUGAAAAACUUAGGUUCAGGGCACCUCAGGGAUUGCCUGGAACUCUUUUAUCCCAGCUCAAUCACUGAGAUCACCUGCAGGAGCAUCUUGGGUUGUUCCCAAAGUUGGUGAGGCUCAUUUGACAAGAAGCCCUUUAGAGUCAUCACCCCAAUCUUGUGGAAUACUCUGCCAACUAUUAAACGGCUGCUGAAAAUGUUUCUGUUCCUCUCAGCCUAUGAAGGCAUUUAACAAGACAUCUUUCCGCAAUGGUCAGUUAAUGCCCGUUUAACUUUUUAUUGUAUUAUAAUUUUUUUUGCUGUAAACCACUUUGAUAUACAAUGGUACCUCGGUUUAAGAACAGUCUGGUUUAAGAACUACAGUAUUUGGUUUACAAACUCCACAAAACGGUUUGAGAACUUUACCUUGGUCUAAGAAUGGAAUCCGAACGGUGGAAGGGCACCGGCAGUGGGAGGGAGGCCUCAUUAGGAAAGGAUUAAGUUUGUAAACCAAGGUACCAGUGUGUGUGUGUGUGUGUGUGUGUGUGUGUGUGUGUGUGUGUAAAAUGAUGCAGUGGUAUACAAUUUUUUUUAUGAAUAUAAGGGUAAAGGUAAAGGAACCCCUGACCAUUAGGUCCAGUCGUGACCAACUCUGGGGUUGUGGCGCUCAUCUUGCAUUAUUGGCCGAGGGAGCCGGCUUAUAGCUUCCAGGUCAUGUGGCCAGCAUGACAAAGCCGCUUCUGGCGAACCAGAGCAGCGCACGGAAAUGCCGUUUACCUUCCCGCCGGAGUGGUACCUAUUUGAACUGCUUUUGAACUGCUAG
Molecule: messenger RNA, 4344 nt
Organism: Zootoca vivipara (common lizard)
Lineage: Eukaryota; Metazoa; Chordata; Lepidosauria; Squamata; Lacertidae
Gene: GPATCH11
Product: G-patch domain containing 11
Cellular component (GO): kinetochore
Molecular function (GO): nucleic acid binding
Source: RefSeq, a predicted model, not a curated record